Molecule: messenger RNA, 1628 nt
Organism: Podarcis raffonei (Aeolian wall lizard)
Lineage: Eukaryota; Metazoa; Chordata; Lepidosauria; Squamata; Lacertidae
Product: golgin subfamily A member 6-like protein 22
Exons: 6
Coding region: 76-1533 (485 amino acids)
Source: RefSeq, a predicted model, not a curated record
UCAUAUGUAUUUCUGUUCACAGCCUUUAAAAACAGCAAAGUGCUGGUGAAUUUCUGGAAUGGGCGGACUAAGAACAUGUCUGCAGCUGUUGCUCUGAAGAUCCCUCCUUCUUUGAGUGAACGCAUCGUCCUUGAGCUUCAGAUGCCAUUAGCAGCCAGGCAGAUGUUAGUGGAGCAGAAUCCAGAUUAUCCCUAUGUUGUGCCACCUGGAUACAGAGCUUCAGGGCCUUGCCAGCAGAGCUAUUUAGGUGAGAUGCACUGGGAAGAUAUUCCAAAGGACUGCUGUGUUGGUGCUGGCUGCAGCUCUGCCCAUCACCCGCUUUGCCACUGCUGCUUCCAGGCUUGGGAGUCCUUUAGGUCUCCCAUUUGCACAGUGCAACGAGAUGAUGCCUUGAUCCCCGGAACCCAACUGACAAAGGAAGAACUGAGCAGAAAGAUAGAAGAGCAGCUUUCAAAGGGAAGGCUUCCUAUUUCAGGAAGUAAUGAGAAGGAACAGAGCAAGAAGCUGAAGGAAGCAGAUGCCACUGCAGAUUUAAAAUCCCGGGAGCAGAUGGAAAGCAAGUUUACAAAACCAAACAAGGACCAUUUGAAAGAGGGAGUGUCAGAAGCUUCACAGGAAGGCCCUGGCACCAUGGUUGAUGUAGCUGUCAAGACAGACAAAUGCUUAACUCAGCAUAAACAGCAAAGACGAAGAGCCCUUUCCCAGUUCAACAAAAUCCCACUUUCUGCCCAGCCAUGCCAAAGGAGUCCUUCUCGGAAGACGUACGCUGCAGAUCCUUCCCAGCUCCAGGCAAUCUUUAACUGGGUGGACCAGUCACUGAAGGAAGACUAUUCUGCUGUCAAAUCGGUUUUGCCCAUCAGAAGAAGCCACAGUGCACCUCCCAUACAGAGAAUAGUGACAAAAGUGGUGACUCGAGAUGGUCCAAGAGAGAUGGGCAUCAACACAGCCAGGAUGGAGUUCAAACGGCAGAAGAUGGAGCAGAGGCAGUGUAAGGAGGAGCAGAGGCAGGAAGAGGAGCACCUCAGAAGAGAGCUGCUGCUUGACAACAAGAGGCAGAGGUCACUCCAGCGAACCUUGGAAGGCUCUCAAAAGCAGCAGGAGAACAUUGGGAGCUGGACCAAGUGGCAUAUAAAGAAACAGCUGCAGGCUGCAAGAGCAGAGACAGGGAGAGGGGAAUCCCACUUCCAGGAAGACCUAAAGAACAAAGAGGAACAAAGGCUGGAGUUCUUAAAGGCACAGCGCAAGCAGAGGGAAAAGCGGCUGGCAGAACACCAGGAAAGAAUUGAUGAGCAUGAGAAAAAAAGACUGGAGCUGCUCAGGAACAAAAUGAAAUCCAUGCAAAACAACUUGGAAGCCGCAGCUCAGGAGCAGGACACACAGAGGAAAGAGAAGGCAGCUGCCAAAUUGCAAAAGCUCCGAAAUCAGGACCGGAUGUCCCAGCAGGUGGAGAAAGAGGAGCAGAAACACAAAGACCUCCAACAGUAUCUCAGAGAGCAGAGUCUCCUGGUGCUGCGUGCCUCACUGUUGCCAUAAAAACAUUGUCGUCUGAAUAAGCCCACUUCUGGAACAAAGCUGCUGUUACUAAUGUUUGUAGGUGCAAGGCAGUGUGAUGUUGAGUGCUGUAGAAA